Messenger RNA from Chenopodium quinoa (quinoa), 2670 nucleotides. RefSeq lists its product as uncharacterized. The record is from RefSeq and is a predicted model, not a curated record. The transcript is spliced from 2 exons. NCBI's taxonomy places the organism in Eukaryota, Viridiplantae, Streptophyta, Magnoliopsida, Caryophyllales, Amaranthaceae. Bases 1937 to 2479 code for a protein of 180 amino acids.
UGCCUCCCUUUAUUUCUCCAACAUCUUACUUCCUCUAUUACCAGCCAAAACGCACCUCCCUUUCUUUCUUUUCACAAAAACGCAGGCUUACACUUUCUCUCUCUUCCAAGCUUCCCUUCUUCCAUUUUCUCUCUCUUCAUAGCUUUGCUAUUUUUGUAAAAUUGCUAGAAUUCUUCUUCAAUGGCAAGAACUCGAGGUGGUGGCACAUUUCACCGAAGAAGAAGCCUUCAUUCUUCAGCUACAAAAGUAGAUCAACCACUUUCUGGCAUAAUCUUUGUUUAUCAUUUGAUUCCUGCAAUUUUAAGCUUAUUAAUUGUUGUUUUUCUUUAAUUGAAACUAUUUGCAUGAAUUUUUGUUUGAAUUUUGUUUCGUAUUGAAGAUUAUUUGAAGAUCUAGGGUUUUCCGAUGUUCGAUUAUUUUAUCUGUUUAUUGUUCUAUUGAACACAUAAAACCACAAUAAAUGUUCGAUUGAAUUUUGUUUCGAUUGUUUAGCUGUUUGUUUUCUCGUUAAAUUUUGAUUGAUUUUUAUUUUUUUUCAUGAUUUAGUUGUUUUCGUCGUUGAUUUAUUGUUUUUGAGUUUAGUUUCAGUACUUGAUGAUGGUUUGUACUCGAUGAUGAUUUGUGCUCGAUGAUGUUUUCACUAUUAAUUCAUUAGUUUUCUGUCUCUGCUGUUUGAAUGAAGUUUACCGGAUUUUCGAGCUUGGAUACUUUGGUUACUGGCCUGCUUUACGUAAUUUGUAAUGGUUCUAUUUUUUAGGGUUGAUUUAUGUGAUUCUCUGGUCUUAAAUUUUCUGGUCAUUAUUAUUUUAGAAAGGUCACUAUAAUUUACAUAUUGAUUUCUUUUGUUUAAUAAUGAUGCCAAAGGCUUGAAGAAGAAAACUAGAGUUAAUAAGAAAAAGAGUGUUGCUAUAGAGGUUCAUGAAGAUGUUCUUGAGCAUCAAGUUUCUGCAAUUGGUUCACCUUCAUCUCGUCGUAAGAGAACUCAUGAAGAUGAAGCUGAAGUUGUUGCUCUUGUUCGUCCUAAGAAGCCAAGCACAAGAACUAAGAAAUCAAUAGUUGAAGCUGGUGAAUCUGGUGGUGAUUUACCUACAUAAGUAACUUUGUUUACUUUGGAGUGCUCUCAAAAAGUUAGAUUCAACAUGUAUGUUGGUGUGACUAUGCAAAUUUGGGACUGGAUUAUGGUUAAGUUGUGCUUCUUUGAUCUUUAAUUAUUGGCCACUAAUUUGAUCUUGUCAGACUGCAUUGAUUUUUUGAUUUGUUAACUUGAUGUUGAUUUAAUGUUGAUAGCAUUAUUAUUUCUAUUUUGUAGAUUGCGGCCAUUUAAAACUAAAUGUAGGCCUUUGCAUUUGGUUGACAUGAUGUCUAACUUUACUGUUGAUCAAAAAAAUUCUGUAAAUGAAAUCGGUUUUGGAGGGUUGUUAUCAUUGAAGUUGAAAAGGAAUCCUACUAGUAUGUACAGGUGGCUAAUUUUUUUACUGUGGUAGCUGCAUGUUUUCAAUCGAUAAUAAUAAGGAAUUUGUGGUGAAUGAGUAUGAUGUGUAUGACGUGUUUUGCCUUCCUUUGAACCCCAAAAAUGUUGAGGAGAUACCUAAAUCUGCUAAUAAAAAUAAUCCAGCCUUUGUUUUCAAUAUGUCUGGAGAUUGCAUUUUGGGUUGACAGAUGAAAAUGAUCAAAUUACACUUAAUUUUUUAGAAGCUAGGAUACUUACUUUAGGUCAAGGUGGAGAUGAGAUUAAGCAACUCUUUGUUAUGCAUGCAAUAUCCACGUUUUUAGCUCCUACUUCUAACAGAACCGCUGAUCUUAGGAUUGUCAAGACACUUGAUGAUGUUGAACAAAUUAAGAAAUUGAAUUGGUGUAAAUAUGUUCUUGAAAAUUGUGUGAAGGUGUUAAAAGUUACAAAAAAGGAGAAAUUCAGAACUGUUGUGGUUGUACUUUGAUGUUGGAGAUUAUUUACUUCCAUAGGUGGAAAUUUAGGAAUGUUGAAUUAAGUAAUUCUUUACCCUUAAUUCAACAUUGGAAUGAUGAGUUGAUUAGGGAUAAAAUUAAGAAGGAAAAAUUGUCCAAAAGUUCUGGGUGUGGGAUUUUACUCUCUGGUGUGUGUCCUAUUAGUGGUAAACUGAAGUUUCUGGAUGGACAUGUACUGGGUACUGCAGGGGGGAGUAUUGGGAAUGUUGGGGGGAGUUAUAAUGUUGUGAGGAAUGUCGGGGGGAGUGUUGAUAUGCCUGAUUCCCAGGGUACAAUACAGUUCAUUCUCCCAUCAGCUUCGAUGUCAGAUCAAGAGAUCCAUUCGGCUGCUAUUGAUCCCGUUCAUGAGCAAUUUUUGUUCAUGAAAAGAGAUAUGCAUGUGAUCUCUUGUUUUUAUAAUGACAAGAUAAAAGAGAUUCUUCUUUCACGUGGUGAGGCCAACAACUCUCCUGGUAUUAAAUUAUCCCAAGAUGAUUCGUUUUUUUAUGGAUCCUCGAGUUCAAUCUGUCAUUGAUGAGAUCUCUGAACUUGCUAUUUGGGUGACAAAAUUACAUGAGGUUUUGGAUCAAAUUUCUACAUUUGACCACAACAAAACAAAUGGAGGGAGAAAGGCAAUUAGAGGCAAUAUGCCUGUGAUUGGCUUUGAAUAUAUUCUUGCAAAUGGAAGGUCCAUGUGUUUGUUUUCUUUAGAUUGGAAAUCUGAUG